Molecule: messenger RNA, 2102 nt
Organism: Girardinichthys multiradiatus
Lineage: Eukaryota; Metazoa; Chordata; Actinopteri; Cyprinodontiformes; Goodeidae
Exons: 3
Coding region: 319-1722 (467 amino acids)
Molecular function (GO): RNA binding
Source: RefSeq, a predicted model, not a curated record
GAAAAACAUUUACUUGAGGUUCGUCUGCCUCCUUUUUGUUGAUGCACUUUAAAUCCGCAGCUCAGAUUUAGCCGAACAGAGACACCUAGUGGAGAAACUGUGCUCCUACAGCUGCAAACGCUCUUAGUCGGGUAAACAGAGCCAUCUAGUGGACAGAAGGUACUCCUACAGCACCCCAGUGUUUCCCACCGAAGUGAAAAUGAAACUAAAAGCGGCAAUAAACGUCUUAAGUAAUGGAGUGGUUAUAGCAACGAUAGGCGCGGUAAGCGUGGCUGGAGAAAACACGGUAACCGCGAACUACAAUGUUUGCUGGGUUCCAUGACUACAGCCAUGGCGGAGAGGAGCAAGACGGUGGUCGUGUCCGGAGUGCCCGAAGUGCUGCAGCUUAGCAGGAUGGUCGACAAGUUGACUGUUCACUUUCAGUGCCGCAGGAGAAGUCACGGAGGGGACGUGGAGGUCGUGAAAUACCCCACGAACAUGAAGGGAGUAGCCUUCGUGACUUUUGACAGAGUUGAAGAUGCAGAACGGGUGGUGAGAAAGGAGCAGCACACCAUGAGGGACGAAGAGUUCACUCAAGACUACUCGCUCACUGUGUUUCCCUUCAGCAGAGAUGUGUUUCUGUACGUUUCCACAGCUACGGUGGACCUCUCAGUUUUCGGUACCAAUCAGGCCUCUCUGAUUAAGAGCCUGCAGUCAGCUCACAGAUCGAUCUGCUUCCAAGCUUUGCCCCUGGAGAAGAAGGCCUCCAUAGAGGGUCCCUUUUCUGCCGUCCAGGCCCUGAAAGAGGACCUCGUCCGUAGGGCCAGCUGUCUCAGACCCUCAACGCAAACUGCAGGUGUCAAACUCAGCGAAAGCCCUCCUAAUCUGAGGCUUGGAUCCGAGAAUAACCCAACAAGCUGCAGGGGCACUAAAGCUAAGCUGGAAGCAGCAACUUCCAGCAGUUUAUCUAAAUCACUCCAGAGCACAGGUAAAGCAAGAGAAAUCCAAAGCCGGAUCCCUCCGAACGCUUCCUUGAGGCAGAAAGGUUCUAAUGAGAGUUUGGCUGGAGGGAGCUUGAGACGAGCGGAUGGGGAGGAAAUUAGAAUAGGGACCGUGUCCUCAUCAGAGCUCAAACGGCUCCCUGUGGAGAAGACAUUCACCAAACAGCAGAGAGACAAUAGUUUACAAAACCCCUGCAGGUCGGGCAAGAUCCCUGCAACCGAAAGCAACGCAAAUGUUUUGAAGGAUCCCGGCGGCUCGAUGAGGAACAAUAACGUCUCUGCGAACCACCCGAGAAAAGGCUCAGCUCUCUCCGCAGAGACUUUCGAGGAAUUUUGGGUUGACUUAUACACAUUUAGAUACAUUGAAAGAUUUCACAAGCAGGAGUUAAUCAUGUGGUUGGAGGGCAUUGACAUGUCUACCCAGGAUAUAGAAGAAAUUGGCCUUAUUCGAAUAUUGCUGACUGAGAAGCAACCCUUUGAGGCAACCUCAAGAACCCUCAAAGAUGCUUUGAAAAACCUGGAGACUUUGAUGAACCGCUGGCAGUCUAAUCUUAGAGUUCACGAGGUCUUUUACAACAAAGCUAAGUUUGAUAAGCAGAAACUGAUUCAGAUCUGCAAAGGCAUGUCUUCCAUGCUCGAUAAUGUUCUUUACGUGUUUGAGGAUUCAUCCAUUAAAGUGAUCGGGCCCUCAGUAGACAGCCACCUGUUCUUUAAGGAGUUAGAGGAUUGUAUGGAUAAGUAGAGUACUGUGAAUCCCAUGAUAGGUAAAAGCAGGAGGUAGAAAUCACAAAGGGAACCACAAGGGGGAGCUGUUGUGCCUGACAACACCUAUACACUGCUGUAUUUUAGGACAACGGUGACAAAACAAAAAUAAAUCAUCCAAUACUUUAGCUAAAUUUGUUUUCAAUGCUAAAAUCCUUAUUUUUGUUUUUCAUAAAUUACUGUUUUAUGUUAAAUCCAGUUCUCACAGCAGACAAUAUAAUUACCUCACCUCUACUACAGAAGACAGGCUUCUAAUUAAAAACUUAAAAGUGACAGAUGCCAACCUGUCAGAUGUAAUCACAUCACUUAUCUGCAUGGGUGUAACCUCAUUUCUUUCAAUAAAUUGUGUUAUAUUUCUCA